AUGGCGAACCUCGUGGGAGGCCUGCUUGUGCGCCUCUGGGCGCUGCUCUUCAUCUUUCAGAGCUGCCAGGCCAAAACCGUCACCUAUGAUUUCAAUGUCACCUGGGUCACUGCCAACCCUGAUGGUCUCUUCGAUCGUAAGGUCGUUGGUAUCAACAACCAGUGGCCCUUACCUACCAUUGAGGUCGACAAGGGUGACCAGCUCGUCGUGAACAUGUUCAACGGUCUUGGGGAUAAGGAUACCUCGAUUCAUUUCCACGGCAUGUACCAGAAUGGCACCAAUAACAUGGAUGGCCCUUCUAUGGUCACUCAGUGUCCCGUCCCUCCGGGCUCUUCUUUUACCUACAACUUCACCGUGAACCAGAACGGCACGUAUUGGUACCACUGUCAUACCGACUAUUGCUACCCGGAUGGCUACAGACAGGCGCUGAUUGUCCAUGAUACCGAAUCGUAUUUCCACAAUAUGUACGAUGAGGAGUUCGUGCUCACCAUGAGUGAUUGGUAUCACACCUUAGUGGAGGACAUUGCUCCCCACUUCAUUACUCUGGCGAACCCGACUGGCGCGGAGCCCAUUCCACAAGCAUUCUUGGUCAACGACACGAUGAAUACCAAUCUACCUGUGAAAGCAGGGAAAACAUAUCUGAUCAGGCUGAUCAACGUGAGCGCCUUCGUUGCUCAGUACUUCUAUAUCGAGGAUCACACCUUCAAGAUCGUCGAGAUUGACGGAGUCUAUGUCGACGCCACCGAAGCCGACACACUCUACAUCUCUGUUGCCCAGCGGUACUCAAUUCUCGUCACCAUGAAGAACUCGACAGAAAAGAACUAUCCCAUUGUGACAGUAGCAGACUCUGUGCUACUGGAUACUAUUCCAUCCGACCUGCAGCUAAACCAUACCAAUUGGCUGGAGUAUAACUCGACAGCCGCCCACCCUCAAGCCGUGAUGAAAGUGGACGUAGCCUCCGACCUUGUCCCAUACGACGACAUGACCCUCAUCCCCCACGAUAGGAUGGAACUACUCCCCGACGCCGACUUGACGAUCGAACUUUCAGUCGUCAUGGCAAACCUCGACAACGGCGCCGGCUACGCCUUCUUCAACAACAUUUCCUACACAAAGCCCAAGGUCCCAACACUAUACACCGUAAUGUCAUCCGGCAACCUCUCCACAAACGCUGAGGUCUACGGCGACUAUACGCACCCCAUGAUCCUGGAGCACAACCAAGUCGUCGACAUCGUUCUCAACAACGCCGACACAGGCUCUCACCCAUUCCAUCUCCACGGCCACAACUUCCAGCUCCUCCAUCGCGAGCCAUCAUACGGCAAACACUUCUACGACUACGAGGACUCCACCGACGGACUCACCUUCGACGCGUCCAAUCACAAAGCCUUCCCUCAAUACCCAUCCCGUCGCGAUACCUUCGUCGCACCUCCAAUGGGUAACUUCGUCAUCCGCUUUGUAGCCGAUAACCCGGGCGUUUGGUUCUUCCACUGCCACAUCGACUGGCACUUGGCGCAGGGAUUGGCAAUGCUGAUGAUCGAAGCUCCGACACAGAUUCAAGAGCGCAUGACGAUCCCAGACGCCGCGUAUGAUACCUGCAAGGCCGCCGGUGUCUCUUACGAGGGUAACGCAGCGGCCAACACGGAGGAUUUCCUCGAUCUGACCGGGCAGAACAAGCAGGUUGCUUGGUUACCCGCGGGCUUCACUACCAAGGGAAUUGUGGCGAUGGUGUUCUCGUGCAUUUCAGCCUUCCUCGGAAUGGCGUUUAUUUCCUUCUAUGGAGCUACGGGGAUUCAGGCUAAGAAGCAGGAGGAAAAUGAGUCAGCGGACACAGAUAGCUGA
This is a messenger RNA of Penicillium atrosanguineum, 1836 nucleotides long. RefSeq names its product putative ferrooxidoreductase Fet3 (gene fetC). Gene Ontology annotation, molecular function: ferroxidase activity; copper ion binding. Gene Ontology annotation, biological process: cellular response to iron ion starvation; reductive iron assimilation. The coding region runs from base 1 to 1836 and encodes 611 amino acids. The record is from RefSeq and is a predicted model, not a curated record. Lineage: Eukaryota; Fungi; Ascomycota; Eurotiomycetes; Eurotiales; Aspergillaceae. Gene Ontology annotation, cellular component: high-affinity iron permease complex. The transcript has a single exon.